Onthophagus taurus is the source of this 1172-nucleotide messenger RNA. The record is from RefSeq and is a predicted model, not a curated record. NCBI's taxonomy places the organism in Eukaryota, Metazoa, Arthropoda, Insecta, Coleoptera, Scarabaeidae.
UCAAUGAUGUUCAACAUCCAGACGUCGUUAUUUUUGGUUUAUUUGCCAUUAAUAAUUGCAGAUUACAACGAAACUUUAAAAGAUAUCUUAUCAAACACCUAUUUAAAUACAAUCAUAAAAAAAUAUAAUUACCCAUUAGAACGUCAUUGGGUAACAACUGAGGAUGGUUACAUAGUUGAAUUACAAAGAAUUCCUUACAGCAUCAAUAAAAACACGGUACAAAAUCGUCCAGCGAUUUUAUUUUUUCAUGGAAACACCGGAAGUGCCCGCGAAUUUAUUGUAACCGGCCGAAAAAGUAUGGGAUUAGUUUUAAGCGAUGAAGGUUACGACAUUUGGUUGGCAAACGCAAGAGGUACAUCGUGGUCGCGAAGACAUCGUUAUCUCAAUCCAAAUUAUAAACAAUUUUGGAUGUUUAGUUUUCACGAAUUCGGAGUUUACGACUUAACGGCCGAAAUUAAUUACAUUGUAAACGUUACAAAACAGGAUAAAAUCUUUUUUAUCGGCCACUCUCAAGGUGGAACCGCAUUUUGCGUUAUGGGAAGUGAAAGGCCGGAAAUGAACGAAAAAAUCCGCCUGGCGAUCCUCGUAGCUCCCAACGUUUAUAAUACUCAUCAAAAAAAUUCGUUUUUGAGGACUUUGGUCGAUAAUAUUGGGUUACUUAAAGAUAUUGUUUAUUCUAUAGGGCUUUAUGAAAUUCCGUUUAAUUUGCAAUUGGGAAAGUUUUUUUCGCAGUUGUGUGUGAGCCGAUUAAAAUUUCUUUGUUCUAUUUAUAUCAAUACGGUUAUGGGGUUUGAUAAGGACCAAAUGGAUCAUGAGUUAUUUACCUGGGAGUUUUUCUUUUAAAACGUUUGAGCAUUAUGCCCAAAUUAUACAAACAAAAAUAUUUAAACAAUUUGAUUAUGGAUCGGAGGGAAAUUUGAAAUAUUAUGGGACGAUCACCCCACCUCUAUAUAACAUUAAAAAUAUCACCGCGCCAGUUGCAUUAAUGUAUGGCAGAAAUGAUGCGUUUGUAGAUGUGGAGGAUAUUGAAGAUUUAAGUAAAGAUCUUCCAAAUGUCGCAUUUAAAUUUAAAGUACCUUAUGAAAUGUGGAACCACGUUGAUUAUCUCUUUGCUAAAAAUGCCACUGAACUGAUUUACACAAAAAUGGUUGAAUGGAUGAAACAAUAUUAGA